GGCAGAACAGAUGCUAUACCUCCUUCCACAACCAAUCAGUAUCAUUGUGGGAGUUGAGGACCAAAGCUAUAUCAACUCCUGUCUUCAAAAAAUAACUUUUACUUAUACUUUUUUAAAAACAUCAUUGAUUGUAGCGUUUCAAGUCUCACUGGAAGUAAGGAACAUUUCUACAAAGAGAUUCAUAGACAAGCAUUCAUCCAAUAUACAAGUGAAGUUUAAUGGCUGUCAUGGCUCCAAUUUUGCACAGUGAAUAUAUAGAACAGGAGCAGUAUGUUAAAAACCCUCACCUGGACAACAUGGAGGAGGACAUCCUCUACCACUUUAACCUGAGCACCAAGACCCACAACCUGCCCACCAUGUUCGGCGACAUCAAGUUCGUGUGUGUGGGAGGCAGUGCCAACAGAAUGAGAUCUUUUGCUCAGUUCAUCCAUCAGCAGCUGGAGCUCCCAGGGAAUGCCGAUGAUAUCAGAGAUAUCUGUGAGGGGACGGACCGUUACUCCAUGUACAAAGUGGGGCCUGUGCUUUCCAUCAGUCAUGGUAUGGGUGUGCCGUCCAUCUCCAUAAUGCUGCAUGAACUCAUCAAGCUCCUGUACCACGCCCACUGCCGUGAUGUCAUGGUGUUUCGCAUUGGCACCUCAGGAGGCAUCGGUCUUCCUCCCGGAACGGUGGUGAUCACUGAUAAAGCAGUGGACUCUUUCUUCAGGCCACAGUUUGAGCAGGUGGUUCUGGGUAAAGUGAUCAUCAGGAGCACUGAGCUGGAUGAAGGCAUGGCACAAGAGCUCCUGCAGUGUUCCACUGAGCUGCCCAACUUACCCACCAUCAUCGGCAACACCAUGUGCACACACGACUUCUAUGAAGGCCAGGGCAGACUGGACGGUGCUCUGUGCUCGUUCUCCACCGAGGAAAAGCUGGAGUAUCUGAGGAAGGCCCAAGAGGCCGGCAUCAGGAACAUUGAAAUGGAGUCCACUGUCUUCGCUGCCAUGUGUCGUGUCUGCAACCUUAAAGCUGCAGUGAUCUGUGUGACUCUGUUGAACCGGCUGGAGGGGGAUCAGAUCUCCACACCCCAUGAUGUGCUCGUGGAAUACCAGCAGAGACCUCAGUACCUGGUGGCUCAUUUCAUCAAGAAACACUUGGCACUGAUCUAAACACAUUCAUCUUGAUGUGUCUGAUCUCUUAAUUCCAGGUUUUAAAAGAUAUUGCAACAUUUUCCAACCCAGAUCUCUAUCCACUGCCUUUGUAGCAUACAUCUGAUUAUCAAGGACAAUUAUUUCCGCACGUACUGAGAAAAGAACAGUAAACCUGCUUAGUCAAAAACUCAUUAAGGGCAGUUAAUAAACAGUUAGAGAAAGUUAAUUAAAACGUUCAAUUAAAAACUACAACAGCCUGCAUACAAUAAAUCUUUUAGGACAUGAGAGAGAAUCUUACCAAAGCUGUUUUGAUAACAAACAUCCAGACAGAUAGACAGACAGAUAGAUAGACAGAUGGACAAAUAAAUAAAUAAACAGAUAGACAGAGACAAAUACUUUGAUUGGAGUUAUAAAAGUGUUUCAAAAAAAUACGCACAUGACAUAAGUGUUUAGUGCUGUACAGGAAGACAUGUUCUAUGUUGUAAUCACAUUAUGCUACAUAUGCAGUAGAUAGAGAUCAGGUUGAAAAAAAGAAUGCAUUUAUCAGGUAAAAAGAAGUGCAAUGUUGUAGAUUAAACAUGUUUCAUUCAGAAACACAUGGACAGUGACCUAAAGACAAAAAGUAAUCAGCAGCUACAAAUGCCUGUACAUGAUGUUUAUAAGAACCGUGUGUCAGUACUGUGUUUUGACUUCUGUAUAUAUGUGUACAUAUGUUGUAGAUAUAUUAAAUACUAUAUUUGUAGUUUUACUUAAAACAGCAGUUGACUUUGACUAUUAUUGCUUUCGAAUUUUUUAACAAUUUUUACUGAGGUGCUGAAUGUCUUUUGAAAAGUGCAGAAUCAAAUGUAUGUAAUGAAUUAUUUCUUACUGCUUUUGUGAAUAAACUCACUAUUGAAAAUA
Molecule: messenger RNA, 2027 nt
Organism: Pangasianodon hypophthalmus (striped catfish)
Lineage: Eukaryota; Metazoa; Chordata; Actinopteri; Siluriformes; Pangasiidae
Gene: upp2
Product: uridine phosphorylase 2
Exons: 8
Coding region: 219-1145 (308 amino acids)
Biological process (GO): uridine catabolic process; nucleotide catabolic process
Cellular component (GO): cytosol; cytoplasm
Molecular function (GO): uridine phosphorylase activity
Source: RefSeq, a predicted model, not a curated record